Molecule: messenger RNA, 1473 nt
Organism: Botrytis sinoallii
Lineage: Eukaryota; Fungi; Ascomycota; Leotiomycetes; Helotiales; Sclerotiniaceae
Exons: 2
Coding region: 1-1473 (490 amino acids)
Source: RefSeq, a predicted model, not a curated record
AUGGAACCAUCCAACUUUAUUCCCGAUGAAACGCCACCAGCUGUUCUUGAUAGAGAUUCAGGCAAUGCCAGCUCUGAAGACCAUGAUGAGAUGGUCUCUGUUCAAAAAAAUCAAGAUAUCGGUGACAAAACUCCUGCCUAUGUGCAGAACGGGAUGUCAGACUUCGUACCCCGUGAACAACAUCAGCAGGUUCUUGAAAAGCUUCAGGCGUUUGAGCAGAAACUUGCGUUCAUGGAUGGCUUUAUGCAGCGCAUAAACCAAGAGAAACAAUCCAGUCUGAGCCAUGACAUCAAAGAUAUUGAUGACGAUUCAGACACAGAAGACGAAUAUCAAAAAUUACUUUUAAAUCGUGCCCUUGAAUCUACGAUCAGGAGAAGAAUGCGCCGGAAACUUGAAAGGGAGAUAAGAUCCGAGGAAAGCCCACCAGGCCUACGCAGCAGGAAUGAGCAAACAGCACAGGUCAAAAAUGCCCCAAAUUCAGACGUUGAAACGGAAGAGAAACUGUUAAUUUCUCAACUCGUUAUGAAGGGUGAAGCAUUAACCCCGAAGUAUAUGGAUUGGAAAUAUUUUAGUGCUUUACGUAAAGGCCAAGAUUCCAUAUUGCAUCCAAUUCAAGUCUUGGUUGGAGAACCGGAAGUAGGCAUUGGAUUCAAGAAAUAUGUGGUCUUGCCAAAUGAAUCGGAUGUGACAAUGAAGCAACCCCAAGAAACGAAGGCAAUUGCAAAGAAAGACAAUCUUGGGGUACAAGAUCCUCUUCCUGAAAGGAUCAAGAUUGUUUCUAAGUCUCUUUUUGAUGCUUUGUCCGUUAUAUCCGACAGUUUUGCCUCAAUGGAUUACACUGAAGUUGGAAUCACUAUUCUGCGACCGUACAAGAUUCUUCUCUAUUGCGAAACGGAAAUGCGAGAUAGGUUGGCGAAGCUAGAAAAGAAUCAGUCAAGCGAAAAGGAUGAAAUGAGAACAUGUUCACCCCAAAAUGAUGAUGAAACGAUAUCAGCGAGUCAGACAGACAUUCUUCAGCCUGAAAAUACUCAACCGACUAGCAAGCAAGAUGACUAUAUCCCUGGAGAAGGUGAAGGUGUUGACAACAAUGAUAUUAGGGAGGCACUGCAGCUGCGCUGCGUCCUUAAUUUUAUAGAUACCAAGAUACAACCGAAGUUGAAUCUCUUAAAUGGAAAUACUUUCCAGGAUAUAUCAUUCAAUGAUCUUUGGCAUCUUUACAAACCGGGCGAUGAAGUCAUUGAUCAAGCCGAGCGACAGACGUUCCGAGUUAUCCGAGUUGAGACUCCUGUUCAUGAUUCCACUCCUUCAUGGGCAAGAAGAUUCUACAAGAAUUCUGAUGAAGAGUCUUCAGAAAAGCCUUUCCAAAUAUAUUGCGUUUACAUUGAUUUUGAUGGGAAGUUUUUGGGCCCAAUCUCUACCGAUAUUCCCCUUUCGAUUCGCUCGCCAAAAGAUCGAUCGAGAUCAACUUAUUGA